This is a messenger RNA of Elaeis guineensis (African oil palm), 733 nucleotides long. RefSeq lists its product as uncharacterized. The record is from RefSeq and is a predicted model, not a curated record. Lineage: Eukaryota; Viridiplantae; Streptophyta; Magnoliopsida; Arecales; Arecaceae.
GUUGUUCUUAGAAACCUCGACCCCGGACCCACCCGAGCGUCUCUAAUCCUCUUCUCUCUCUCCCAGGGUUUUUCUCUCUGCGGCAAGAGCCCCCAAGUUUCCCCUCCCUCUGCUCCGAAUUCCGCCGCCCCGAUCUCCGGAGAUGGAGAAUUCCGGCUUCCUUUCGUGCGAGAAGCUCGACCGCUUGGCGAAUUGGCUGGGGGCGAGCGUCUCCUCUGCCUUCUUCGCCUCCCUGGAGCGCUGCUCGUGCAUCAAUCUCAGCACCACCGACAACGAGGACGAGGCCAAGCCGGAGGAGGCCAAGGACCGCCCUCUCAUGCUAACGAAGCCCAUCUCCCAUGACGCUCCUGAUGAGGCCCCCAAGCCCGUUCUCCAAAACCCUGAUGCCGACAAGCUCCCCCCGGUCUGAAACCGCCUCGCUCGCUGGUAUAAUCUUUCCAGGAUCGUAAUCGAUGUAAAUGAUGUUAAUGAUGCUCCUUUGCUAUGUCAGAUUUCGUUGUUUGGAGAGACUUCAAUGUGGUUUUAUAAGGAUAGAUCUAUGUUUAGAUGAACAUUUGUUUUCUUUCUUGUUCUGAAUAACCUUGUGGCUUCUUUAAAUUUCUUUGGGUGUGCAAAGUUGUUAUUUUGUUGAUGUUUUGGAUACUUUUCGGAUUGGUAGAGUAAUACAAGAACUUGUACAUAAUUAAUCAUACUUCCUUUUUCUUGUUCUAUUCAAAUAUAUCUGGUGUUGGCC